Messenger RNA from Ramularia collo-cygni, 2481 nucleotides. RefSeq lists its product as uncharacterized. NCBI's taxonomy places the organism in Eukaryota, Fungi, Ascomycota, Dothideomycetes, Mycosphaerellales, Mycosphaerellaceae. The record is from RefSeq and is a predicted model, not a curated record. The transcript has a single exon. Bases 1 to 2481 code for a protein of 826 amino acids.
AUGGACUUUCGCAAGGUGACACCCCGGGCGCCACCAGCCGCCACUGCCGAUAUGGACUACACAGAAGAACUUCUCGCAGAAGUCGACGAGCCGCCCGACGAACGAAAAGAGCACACUUCAUGGAUGCCUCCCAAGUUCCAGCCGGCAUUCGGCAAGGCCAACCCUGCCAUCUCCAACCGCAGAGAAUCCCUCUUGACACGCCAGCUGCACUCCGAAACCGAUCACACCGAUGAGGAGGAGAACAAGCGCACACACAGCCCACCCCCGAGGACGCUGAGUACACAGUCGACAUGGAGCAAUCCGAGCAUUGCGUCCACGGCAGAACUGACCAGCGAUGACGGCCAUAGCGUCGCCAGUCCUGCUGUCAGCCCUCCGCUUUCACCCACCGCAAUCACAUCCGCCAUUCCUCGCUUCAUCUCUGAGAAGCCAUUGACCAAAGAGCCCACGAUUGUGGGACUUGCAAAGGAUCAAGGUGCUGCUCCCGAGGAGAAGAAUGUGGAAGAAGGGUUGGGACGCAAACGUUGCAUUAGCUUCGCAUGCGGUAAUAAGAAUACUCCCCCUCCGGUUCCUGCACCGGCACCACCCAAGGAAGCGGAGACUCCAGCUGCCUCUCCACCCAAGCGCAAGUGCAUGCUCAAAUUUGCUUGUCCGACCAGACCGGGAUCCGAGAAGAAAGUGGAGAGACCGGCGAACGUUUCAAGGCGUACGAUGAGCCCAUCACCGCCGGAGCGAAAGUCUUCUGCCCGAGCUGAAGUCACAAAAGUUCACCGUGGUUCCGACAGCACCGUCACCCACGUCUCGCCGAAGAACGCCAGAAAGUCUCCUAUUCUCCCCAGCGUGGACUCUGCACCUACGACUCCACGCCCAACACUCACCCGGAAGAUGUCCAAUGACUCGGAUCGUAGCACCGAAGCUACGCGCUUUCACGAGUUCGCUUCAAGCGAUGACGAGCCAGAGGAGUGGGUCCUGGAGUCUACCUGCCAUCGGAGUCGUCUGACCAUCAACGACACGCUUCAGAAGGAAAUUGUUCUGCGUAAAGCAUGUGAAGAGGUGGAGGAGGAAGCCGUGGAGGAAGAGGAAGAUGAGGAUGAAUUGGAAGACGAGGCUGAGCUCGACGACGAAGAAGAUGAUGAUGACCUUGACGAGGAAUCGGAUGAAGGAUUCCACACGGAUGAUGAGGAAGGUUUCGCUGAAUCCGAGUCGGAGGGCGAGGGCAGCGAUGAGGAAUGGUGGAGACCGGGAGGACUCUCAACCGCCGCCACAUCUAUCGAGCAGCACAUGGAUAGAAUGACCAUCACGCGGCCAGAAAGGGARGGAUCUCCUUCUUCUAUUGAAUCUACCAGCCCUGGGAAUGUAGAGCCGCCGAGGAUGAUACGGCCUAGACCGGAGCGCAAGUCCCGCCAACACAACAUGCCCAUUCAUCCCCGGAAAGAGGCCAUGGACCUUCCGGAUUCGACGGACUUUGUGUGUGGGACACUGGACGAAGACCGCCCUCUGGAGCAAGCAUAUCUCAAUCACAUUAAACAGCGUGAAGCUGCCAAGCACAAGGCUAGACCACAGGACAUUGAUCCUACAUUUCCAACUUCAGAUCCUGACAUGGAUGAAGAGGAUGAUGAGGAUCUUGAGGAUCCAGAUGACAGUGAUCAUGAGACCCUCAUGCAUGGCAACAUCGACGAGCUCGAUGGAGAUUGCACUGCCCGGCGAAGGAGCAUUGUUCACCGUUCUCCGCCGCCGCCCGCUCGCCGCCGCUCUCCGGCUCCAGGUCUGAAGAGACAAGGCACUGCUCGAUCUCCACCACCACCUGCUCGCCAUCGGUCGCCUGUUCCGGCUUUGAAGAGACAAGGUACUGCUCGCUCUCCACCACCUCCGACUCGUCACCGAUCACCUCCACCUCCUGCUCGUCACCGGUCUCCGGCCCCGGCUUUGAAGAGGCAGUCGACUAUUCCAAGGCACUCGCCAGCCCCCAAAGCUACGAGGAGGAACCUGACUGGUCGCUCGCCACCUUUGCUCUUUGGCGCCGUGCAGCGUGAGAGGUCUCCACUGACCCCGGGCAUGCGAUUCACUUCCCCACCAAACACACGCCGAUCAUCGCCUUACACGUCCGACGCGAAUGUCAGCAUGCCACAUGUACUUGCCAGUCGUCCUCAGCUCACUCACACGGCAUCGCUCCCUCGUGGCGGUGGUUUCACUUUGAGAAUGCCACACGCAUUACGUCCCGAUGAGGAAGAGGACUCGGAUGCAGUCGCUGCCGCUGCCUCGGGAGAUCUUCCCAAACGUGGCGCCAUCGACAUCUUCAAAGGCCUCGAGAAGAAGCGGCAGCGUAGGAAAGAGAAGCUCUACCAGAAAGCUUGCGCCAAAGCCGCCGCAAAAGGCGAAAAGGCAUACAAAGUCAAGCCUGGCAGAGGAGCCGAACGAAUGAGAGAAGUCGGCCUGGAAAUGCAACGCUACCACGGAAAGGGAGAGCACAUUCUCUCCCUUUGA